CGGGAUUCUCAAACAUCCAUUAUGGCGCAUCUCGGCGGCCAUGCGUAAAGACUAUCCGACAGACUAAUUCUCGUCGUAGGUGUUGUACAAAAGAAAGCCGGUGCAGAUGGUGUCGCCGCCAGUCGUGAAGGACGACUCUGUAGAGCUCUACGUCAUAUCGCAGACCAGCGAAGCUUUCACGGAUUACCAGAGCUAUAUCGAUAGGCUCGAAUUUUACAAGGCGAAACAUUUCAGCUGCGAGAUCACCGGUCAUAUGAACCUCAACUACUUCGAAGCCCUUAAGAGCGAGACGGAGCAUUCCCAAGACGUUGAGCAGCAAUUCCCGGAGCCAUUAAAAGAACCGGUAUUGCGCAAAGUGCAGUUUUCGACUGUUUCUAGGAUCGAUACCUUGGUGGACCAGCUUCACGACUCCUUCAAGAGCGACUUCUACCCUGGCGAGCAUGUGACAGCAAUACUUCCCGGCGGAGACCGGGUCGAAGCCAUCAUCCGCGAGAAAACCAUGUUUCCAGAGCUCAGGUUCGCCAGCGGAGAGAUCCAACGAAAGGGUUACUCUCGGUACACCGUCAAGAUGGUCAACCGGAACGAGGAGGAGGCCCAGAUCGACAACGAGCACCUGAUUCGCGACAAGAAGACGUUCACGAAGCACAUGCUGCGCUCCUUUAUUAAGAAUACGGUAGCGCGCGAACCGUGGACCGGUGCACCAUGGUUGGUGAAGGAUGAGUAUGCCGGCCGGUACAAGAUCCCCUCGAUGGUGCCGGUUCAUCUCCAGCGCGCUACCACGACAGCAGAACGUAAGGCUCAGCAGGUCAGACGCAAACAAGGCUCGACAGGAGUCAGUGUGGACGUUGUGACAAGUGGGAGUGCAUCGCCUCCUAGCCCUGUCGAGAUACGACCUGCACCGAAAUCGCAUAAGAGUAAGACCCAGCAAGCCAUGAAAAUGUCCAAAUUAUUCCAAGAAUCAAGGAUCGAGUCCCCGAGUAUGGCUGGAUCGCCUUGGGCCGGCAGUCCUAUGGGGACGCCCGACGGAAGUAUCCAUAAGCUGAAUAUCAAAGCGCUAGUCAAACCGGAUCCUACGCCGCCUCCUCCGCCGCCGCCGCCGCCGAAGCCCAUCAAGUACCCCAUCGAGGACCUCGAUCUCCAACCGCAAGAAAACGCUUGUCGGCCGGCAUUGCAUCAUCUCUCGUCUAUCGAUAUUGCGCCCUCGUCAAGCGCUGUAGCCAUUAAGGAAAAUGGUAUCGACGAGGAGAAAGUGGCGUUCUAUCUCAGCACUUGGGUUUUUCUCAACAUUUACUGCGAGCCUUUCCUCUUGGAUUCGUUCACCUUCGAUGAUUACGUUCAGGCCCUGCAAUACCACAACGAAGAUAUGGAUUGCGAACUCUUCGUGGAGAUUCACUGCACUCUACUAAAGGCAAUCGUGAAUGACCAGGGUGUCGUUCAGGUACAACUUCCGGAACCGGAGGAAGAGGAUGAGGAAGAAGAGGAGGACGAGGAUGAGGAGAUGGAAGAUGAGAAGCCGGAAAAGGACGAUGGGAGCUCCACCCAGGACAUAAAUGCGGUGAAUGGGGGCGACUCGGACGAGAAUAACGACGGCACCACCAAGUCUUCGGACAAGGAAAAGAAGCAUCGCGCAGAUGAGCUAUUUGACGAUAGCGAAGGUUGGGUGCAGUUGCUCAAAGCCCGCCAGUUUAAAAAUGGAGGCUGGCAGGCGAUUGUGGUCGGCGUUCUGUAUCAACUGUCCUGGGAUUCGCGCUUUUCCAAGGACACCGAGGAUAUCUUGGCUUACCUAGCAUCACCGGAUGAAAAACCAACGAUGGAAACAGUAAAAGCUCGAUACACAACUAUGAACAGCAACCUACGUGUCAUGGUCAUCCAGUUGCUGUCCCGAUUAACUCAUGAAACCCGGACGGUCAGGGACUAUAUGGAGGAAUGUUCAGAGCAGAUGACUAAGCAUCGCAAGGAGAAGAUUGAGCACCAACGCAACCGUAAGAUCUACUUGGAGGAACUUAAGUCGUUGGAAGACGACAGGAAAAUUCUUCUGCCGGAAAAUACCCCCAAGUCGCCGUCACAGACUCCCGAAACAACACGAGCAUCGACCGAUGAAGAUGGCGACGUUAAGAUGAACGCUGUCGAGGUAGAUUACGAGGAUGAGGACGAGGACGAGAGUGCUAGGGCGCGUCGUCGUGGCGGAGAUCGUGCGAACGAACGCAAACGGAAGCGGGUGGAAGAGAAGGCCAAAGCCGAGGCUGCAGCCAAGAUACCGAAGACGUCGAAACACUUCCAAAAGGUCGUCAAAUCCAUCGAAUCAGUCAAGGCCAAGAUCUUGAAGGAGGAAGAAGCGAUUGUUACACUCGACGAGGAUCUUCGACAGGCAGACUGCGCGAGAUUCAAAAUGAUGGGUCAGGACCGGUACUGGAACAAAUAUUGGUGGUUCGAACGAAACGGCAUGCCGUUUGGUGGUUUACCCGACUCUUCGACGGCCCACUCCGGCUAUGCCAAUGCGAUGAUCUGGAUCCAAGGUCCCGAUGAGACCGAGCGCCAGGGGUUCCUCGUGGGAGAAGCCGGAACAAAGGCGGCUACACCACCCGACGCAAAUGAUGACGUCCAAAUGAACGAUCACGGGGAGGAUAGGAUUACGGUUCUGGAUCGGCAAGCUCGCGAGGAGAAUGGAACAACCCUCGCGUCUCCUACUCAGUUUGGUUUCAUCGAGACACCCGAAGAGUUUGACCAGCUGAUGUCUUGGUUCGACGUCCGGGGUGUGAGAGAGAAGAAGCUGAAGGCUACGUUCGAGCUAUUCAAGGACCACAUACUGGGAGGAAUGCGCAACAGAGAACAAUACCUUUCAGAGUCUGUCGCUGCUGCGCUGGAAAACGAAAAUGGCACCGGAACAGGAAGAAUGAGUACCCGCGGAAAGACUCAUUUCGACCCCAACGUCUGGCGCUGUCUCAAAUGGCGCAACGACGUGGCGAGGGAUGAAAUCCAACAUACUCAUUACGACCAGCCUCAACCGCGGAAGAAUGCUUCCAAAAAGAAAGAAGGCAAAGGCCUUCCACUGAAUAGGCAAGGCAAGCCUGUUAGUCGGCAAGGAGACCGCUACAACUUUUAACGGCCCAGGACUGAUCGUCCUGGAGCGGAGGCACGCCUUUCUCAACUUCUGUGUCUCUUUCUCGAAUUCUCGUUUUCAGCACCUAGGGACAUUUCUUAUUUGACGUAGGUACUCGGUAUUUGGAAUCGUUGGCGCAAGGUUUAUUUUUUUAUCCUAUUUGGGAUUUGGGAUUUGUUUACGCAUCGCGGCUGGCGGGGG
Molecule: messenger RNA, 3301 nt
Organism: Tricharina praecox
Lineage: Eukaryota; Fungi; Ascomycota; Pezizomycetes; Pezizales; Pyronemataceae
Product: ATP-utilizing chromatin assembly and remodelling N-terminal-domain-containing protein
Exons: 8
Coding region: 107-3103 (998 amino acids)
Source: RefSeq, a predicted model, not a curated record